GAAGGCGGCGAACUACAACGACCGAGAGUCUAUUCCCUACCGCGCGAAAAACGAAAGAAAAAAAAUCAAAAUCACACAACUCAUACUCGCCUGAUCGACCGCCUUAUAGACUGCUCACGGCAGCCCCUGUUCUCGACAAUUCGUCCCUACUCCGACGACAACCUCAUACCCGCCAUGUCCGAAGCCUACGAGCGAGAGCGCCAGAACAAUGCGCGCCUCGACGAACUAUCCGCCAAAGUCUCUGCUCUUCGUGGAGUGACAGUCGACAUUUACGAUAAUGCCCGAGCCCAAGAUGUCAUUGACAACACCUCUGAUACUUUCUCCUCCAUGACCACACAGAUGAAGGGCUCUGCCGGUCGCUUGACUCGCAUGGCCGCAUCUGGCAACCGUGUUGCGAUCCUUAAAUUGUCGGGAAUCGUAAUUGGCGUUUUCUUGGUGUUGUUCUACGGUGCAAAACUGAUUUUCUAAGACUUGGGAGCGCAGGCGUCUACUAUGAAUUUGAGAAGUGCUAUAAUGAUUAGAGCGGAAAUGGGGUGCCUGUCAUUUUUGCUGUGUACGGCCAGGAAAAUACGACUGGAGGGUAUCCCAGACAUCCAAGUGUCCACAACCAGGAAGCUAGAGAGUUAUCCCUUAGGAAGUUUACUGUUUCGGCAGCGUUGGGUCGGCGUUACUUGAAUACAUUCACAUCGCUUC
Fusarium graminearum PH-1 is the source of this 693-nucleotide messenger RNA. RefSeq lists its product as uncharacterized. The transcript has 2 exons. Lineage: Eukaryota; Fungi; Ascomycota; Sordariomycetes; Hypocreales; Nectriaceae. The coding region runs from base 175 to 468 and encodes 97 amino acids. The record is from RefSeq and is a predicted model, not a curated record. Gene Ontology annotation, biological process: intra-Golgi vesicle-mediated transport.